Molecule: messenger RNA, 1740 nt
Organism: Tuber aestivum (summer truffle)
Lineage: Eukaryota; Fungi; Ascomycota; Pezizomycetes; Pezizales; Tuberaceae
Source: the annotation of a GenBank genome assembly
CACGCUAAGAUAUACACGAACGGCCUCAACUCUUCUUGUAGCAUUUUGGCACUUGGCCAUAGGGCAUCCGGAAGUUCGGGCGGAACCCUAAGUCCAGUUUCGUUACAUAUCUCUCUGCCAACAGGAAACAGAACAGCCCUUUACACUGCUCGCGUCACCUCAACAUCGUCUCAACACCAACCUCACUCACAACAUUGCCCUGGUACGAUUGACAGCACCCGUCCUGUACAUAGUCAAGGUUUGUGAGUUUGUAUAUUUAUUCUCUUCGGACCGUCAUCCUGCGGCUCUGUUUUUUCCCCAGGACCUGUGGGCGGGGGAGACUAAUCUGGUUUCGAUUUUUUAAUUUUUUAAUUUUUGCUGACGAUUUUUGACGAUAAGGCGUUCACGAAUCCCAGCGGCACUCGCACCGGAUCGUCUCUCCUGGGAGGUAGCAGGAGUCUAGUUCCGCAAGCCGGACCUUCCUCGACUCUGAAAAAGAUUUCUCUGAGGGAUUUAAGAUACAGCUAAGGGAGUUAACUGCCAUCAGUCGGUCCCCCCUCGUUAUAUUUGCAGGAGCACAACGCUGAUGUGUCCAAAGUGGAGGACUUUAAUUCAGAAACAGACAGUGACUAUGCUAGCUACUGGCGAGACUGGGUUUUUCCCCUCUCUCCUCCCAUGCACUUUCCUUAUCAACUGCUCCGUUGUGGGAGGGGGGGAUUUUUUUUUGGAACAAACACUGACUUGACCGAUAGUUCAUCUCUACGCGUGGCCAUGAAUAUUUUUGCGAAAUUGACGAGGAAUACCUGACUGACCGCUUCAACUUGACUGGGCUGCAAGCAGAAGUUCAAUACUAUCAGUAUGCAUUAGACUUGGUUACCGACCAAUUCGAUUUUGAGUGUGAAGACGAUAUGAGGGAACAAAUUGAGAAGUCGGCUAGACACCUUUAUGGUUUAGUUCACGCAAGGUAUAUCAUCACUACACGUGGACUCGCCAAGAUGGUAGUAGAAAAUUCUUUCCAGAUUUUGUGCAUUUCUGACUGAUGGUUAUAGCUGGAGAAGUACAAGAAAUGCGAUUUCGGCCGCUGCCCCCGGGUCCUCUGCCGUUCACACCCACUGCUGCCACUGGGUCUUUCUGACCUACCCCACCAAAAGCCCGUCAAGCUUUAUUGUGCAAAAUGCGAGGAUGUAUACUCUCCAAAGUCCUCUCGCCACGCGGCUAUUGAUGGGGCCUAUUUCGGCGCGUCAUUUCCACAUAUUCUUUUCCAAGUUUACCCGGGAUUAAUCCCUCCCAAAAGUAAUGAGCGUUAUACACCAAGGUGUUUUGGGUUUAAGACGCAUGCCCAGGCUGCUUUGAGCAGGUGGCAGGAAGGGGAACGAGAUGCUCAGGACGCGCGACUUGAGAAGGCUGGGGUUGAGGUAAGAAGAGUCGAUGGGGAGGACGAGGAGGACGAGGACGAAGAGGUGGUGGAGGCAUAGCUCAACCCAGGAGUGCGGAUAGUGUUGCAGUGUUAUUGAUGGGGAGAGACAUCGCCCGCUCGUUGGGAAAAGGUGUUAUAAUAGCUAGUUGUGUUUUUCAAUUUUCAACUGCUUUAUUUCAUGGGUCCUGUAUGGUUGGGGGGGGGGGGGGCGUUUCUCUGGGUUCAUAUCAUUUGUCUACUAAACACUUUCGGAGCGGCAUAUUAUGCCCAAGGUAUGAUUGUAUCAUUUUACGGCUUGCUAGAUUCCUGCACUGGCUAUGAAGGGCUUAUCAAUACCAUUUCAC